AUGGUUCUUACUCAUGAAAUGGGUCAAUCGACUAUUAUCGUAGUUGAUUUUUCUAUUAAGGAACCAUUACAUUCUUCUUUCCCUGUGAAGAAGGGUCAGGGUAAUAGUCUUUCUACUCUUGUCGAAGGAGGUUCUCCCAAACGGGCUCGCUUGGAGAAGGGUGGCGAGCAGGAUAGCUUUUUUGCAGAUGCUUCUUGUACUUUGUUCAGGGUCAAGUCCUUUAUUUCUAUUGUAGUUGUUGGCCAUGACGAUGUUCUGGGGUCUCACGAGCAUUCAAGGGAACAAGAUGAACUGAGAGAGAGGUGUGAAGCCCUUGAGCAGGAAAAUCAUGAUACUGAGAAGGAAUUGGAUAAGCUUCGGGAGAAUGCAAAUGAUAAUUUAUUAUGUUGUUAA
Messenger RNA from Vicia faba (fava bean), 393 nucleotides. The record is from the annotation of a GenBank genome assembly. Lineage: Eukaryota; Viridiplantae; Streptophyta; Magnoliopsida; Fabales; Fabaceae.